This is a messenger RNA of Cyprinus carpio (common carp), 1044 nucleotides long. RefSeq names its product transmembrane emp24 domain-containing protein 1-like. NCBI's taxonomy places the organism in Eukaryota, Metazoa, Chordata, Actinopteri, Cypriniformes, Cyprinidae. Gene Ontology annotation, cellular component: COPII-coated ER to Golgi transport vesicle; Golgi apparatus; endoplasmic reticulum-Golgi intermediate compartment. Gene Ontology annotation, biological process: intracellular protein transport; Golgi organization; endoplasmic reticulum to Golgi vesicle-mediated transport. The record is from RefSeq and is a predicted model, not a curated record.
UGAGCGCCGCAGCAAAAGUUGAGCUACGGAAGCGGAACACGUCCGUCGCUGGACGGAGGCGUUUAACGGAGUUACAAACGCCGUUCAGAAGGCUCUGUCUGCGCGUUACAGCAUGGAUGGCGCGCAGAGGACACGCGUGUCUCUGCUCGGAUGCGUCGCGCUGUUUCUCGGCGCCGUGAACGCGUUCAGCCCCACGGACAGCGAGUUCACGUUCCUGCUGCCAGCUGCCAGCAAAGAGUGUUUCUACCAGAGCACCGUUCAGAACGGCAGCGUCGAGAUCGAGUACCAGGUGAUCGCUGGAGCAGGUAUGGAUGUGGAUUUCUCCAUCGUCUCUCCUCAGGGCAUCCACCUGGUCUCGGAGUUUCGUCGCUCCGACGGCGUUCACAUGGUGGAGCCCACGGAGGCGGGAGACUAUCAGAUCUGCUUCGACAACAGCUUCAGCAGGUUCUCCGAGAAGAUGGUCUUCUUCGAGGUCAUCCUGGAAAGCCCAGCCAAUGACGCCGGGGCGGACGAUGAGUGGGCGGGGCUUGGAGAGCCAGAGAGCCUAUUAGAGUACAAGCUGGAGGACAUAAAGGAGUCGAUGGAGACGGUUCACCGGCGGCUGGAGCGCAGUCGUCAGAUGCAGACGGUCCUGAGGGCCUUCGAGGCGCGCGACAGGAACCUGCUGGAGGACAACCUGUGGCGGGUCUCCUUCUGGUCCUGUGUCAACCUGCUGGUGAUGCUGAGCGUGGCGCUGACGCAGGUGUACACCGUCCGCCGGCUGUUCGACGACAGGAGGAGGGUCUGCUCCUGAGAACACAGACCACACACAGCCAGAGACUGUCCAGCAGGGAGGACCGCGCUUCAUCUGGUGCGAGGAUGCAGGACUUUACCUGUCUUCCUGUCGCCUGAAUGUUCAUAGUUUUGUCUUUUUUUUAGUCCCGUUCGUUCAUGAGAUGAUGCUGUUUUGGGGAAAUGUGCUGUUAUCGUCAACAAAGGCAAUGUUCGGUACAGCUGUGUGCUUUUUAUACACAUUAAAUCUAAUAAAAGGGGUGUAUGUUUGUA